Penicillium malachiteum is the source of this 984-nucleotide messenger RNA. Its product is annotated as flavin-containing monooxygenase. The coding region runs from base 1 to 984 and encodes 327 amino acids. The transcript is spliced from 2 exons. The record is from RefSeq and is a predicted model, not a curated record. NCBI's taxonomy places the organism in Eukaryota, Fungi, Ascomycota, Eurotiomycetes, Eurotiales, Aspergillaceae.
AUGGGUGGUCUGUCUCAGGCGCACUUCCCGAACAUCCAGGGAAUCAAUUCUUUCAAAGGUCGUCUGCUUCAUGCUCAGGAAUGGCCUGACGGUAUCGAUCUGACUGGCCUGAAUGUUGGUGUCAUCGGAAGUGGCUCGACCGGCGUUCAACUGAUGACUGCAAUCGCGCCCAAGGUCAAGAAUCUCAUCUCCUUCCAACGAACACCCCAGCAUUCCGUUCCAUCUGGCCAAAGACCUGUGUCGGAAGCGGAACGCAAGACCAUUAACGAGAGUUAUGAUGAGAUAUACAAAGGAGUUUGGAAUUCCGUUGCUGGGUUUGGUGUGAAUGAGUCUGAUCGACCAAUGUCCUCGUACCCACCAGAGGAACGAAGAAAGGUUUUCGACUUUCUGUGGGAACAAGGGAAUGCGUUCCGAUUCAACCUCAGUAAAUUCAACGACAUUGGGACAAAUCUGGAGACGAAUCGCGAGACUUGCAAAUUCAUCAAAGAAAAGAUCGAUCAAAUUGUCAAGGAUCCAAGGAAGGCCAAUGCUUUGAAACCGACCGGUCUUUACAAUCGACAUGGAAAAGUGCAUGAGUUGGAUGUCCUGAUUUUCGCAACUGGUUUUGACGCGAUGGAAGGUACAUUUGCCAAUAUCACCAUCCAAGGUCGGGAUGGCAAAUUGAUGUCUGAUCAUUGGAAGCAUCGCCCCAGCUCAUACCUUGGAGUGACAAUGGCUGGAUUUCCCAACAUGUUCAUGAUUUUCGGACCUCAGGGCCCAAUGUCAAACGGUGCGACAGUCGUUGAAGUUGAAGGAAACUUCAUUAUGAAGCUUAUCAAGCAUGCGGAGAGCCGGGGCAUUCCGGGUGGCACAAUUGAAGCUCUGCCCGAGUCGGAAGAGAAAUGGAGGGAGAUUGUGACGAAGAAGCCAACACGUCAAUUCUUAAAGAUGCGCCUAGUAGCUGGAUUUUUGGAACAAAUGUGCCAGGCAGGAAGCCCGUCAUGA